This is a messenger RNA of Syngnathoides biaculeatus (alligator pipefish), 1962 nucleotides long. RefSeq names its product dual specificity tyrosine-phosphorylation-regulated kinase 4-like. The record is from RefSeq and is a predicted model, not a curated record. Bases 168 to 1622 code for a protein of 484 amino acids. Lineage: Eukaryota; Metazoa; Chordata; Actinopteri; Syngnathiformes; Syngnathidae. Gene Ontology annotation, cellular component: nucleus. The transcript is spliced from 13 exons. Gene Ontology annotation, molecular function: protein serine/threonine kinase activity; protein serine/threonine/tyrosine kinase activity; ATP binding. Gene Ontology annotation, biological process: peptidyl-threonine phosphorylation; peptidyl-serine phosphorylation.
CGCCGACGUGCGGCCCGAAGCCAUCUUUGAUGCGGCGAUGACGUCCCGACGCCGCUUUGUUACAAAUAAAAGCGCAGCGCGAAAGCGCACGACGACUUUAGUGGCUGCUCAUCAACGAGGGGAGGGGGAGACACGCUCGCCACCUCAGAAAGCGCCACGGGGGGAAAAUGCAAGCAGCCGCACCCAAAAGUCACAAGGCAACAAACGAGCAACCCAACAAGAUUCCUCCCACCUCAAGAGUCCACAAGGAGCCGCUGAAGUUGGCCCGAAACAUCCAAGCGGUGGCCCACCGUCAGACCUCCCUGCCGUCGAACCCCCCGCACAAAACCGCACUCGGGUUCCCGCAAAUCCCCGCGACUCAGCAGAAAACCACUUCGACGCCCGCGCAGCAAGUCUGCGGCCGAAUCAACAAAAGCUCUUCCAGGAACAAAAUCCUCACUUCCCAAUCACAGUGCAGGACUCCCGAAUCCGUUCUUCGGGACACCAAACGAUGCCUGACGCCAUACGAGCAGAACGAAAUCAAGGAAUACCGACACGUGUGGUACGUGGGAGAGAAGGCCAAGAAAGCGAGACGCUCCAAAGAGUCCACGCCGCCGUCGGAGGGCGAGUCCUUCGACGACGCCAAAGGAUUCUACAAAGUGAGGGCUGGAGACCACCUGGCCUACCGCUUUGAGGUGCUGGGGGUCUUGGGAUCGGGACUGGCCGGAAAGGUGCUCAAAUGCAGGGACCACAAGACCAUGACGCUCGUUGCCAUCAAGGUCUUUCGAAACACAGCUGAAGGCCAUAAGAUGGCGCAAACGGAGUUGGAAAAUCUAAAGACCCUGCAGCGGCUAGACAGGACCAACAAAGCCAACAUGGUCCACAUGAAGGAGCACUUCUACUUCCGCAACCACCUCUGCAUCACCUUUGAGUUAUUUGAAAAAGACCUCCAUAAAGCCUUAGUGGAAAGCAAAUUACGACGGCUCUGCGAAUCCGACAUCAGGAAGUACGCCAUCGAUGUGCUCAAGUGUCUGAAGGUGCUCAAAGACGUGCAACUCAUCCACGGGGACUUGAAACCGGAAAACAUUCUGCUGGACAAGGAAAACAACGCAGCAGUGAGCGACUUUGGGGGGAGCAUCUUUAUCCGAGGUCGGCCCACCAAUCAGACGCUGGCCUACAUGGCUCCGGAGCGUCUCCUCGGCAAGUGCUGCACCACAGCCUCCGACAUGUGGAGUCUCGGCUGCACGCUGGCUAAGCUGGACUGGGGCCUUUUUCUCUUCAAAGGCAAGGACAAAGGUGACAUUUUCAACUGUAUAACGAGGGUGCUGGGCCUCCCGCCAUUAGACUUACUGACGGCGGCGAGCAGGAAAAACUACUGUAUCGACGGCUCGGAGGCUGAAGACAAAAAACUACCAAAGACGCCUCUGGCCACCAGACUGAAGUCAAAAAAUCCAAAGUUUCUGGACUUUAUUCGGUGCUGUCUUGAAUACGACGCAACAAAGCGGCUCACCCCGGAAAAGGCUUUGCGACAUCCGUGGAUCAAGCAGGCGACCAAACAUACGUAUAACAGACCGACCAUAAGCAGCUUACUGAAGAGAGAGAAGAUUCCGCCGCCAAUGUUGCAACCAACACAAUACAAAUAAGCUCUCGACAUCAGCGAUAUGAGAGCAGACGCCCGCUGGACGACAGGCUUUUCCUAUUCUUGACCUCGCCUAAAUUGACAAAUGGACCUGAUAGUGCAAAAGGCUUGAAUGGCUUGACUGACGCGUGUUCGGACCACCUCGCUAGUCACCAUUUUUUUCCCCACACUUCCCAGGUGGGAUAAUAACAUGUCUGACAUUCUUUUGCCACCCCAGCAAAAUUCGCUCACAGUUUCAGAAAGAGCCGGCUGAUCAAUGAACGCGGUUGCUUAAUUUCACACUUAAUGGGCGGGCGAGCGCCCAACUGUUUGUACACAAGCAAUUAAAAAGUGUUUUGUUUUUU